Molecule: messenger RNA, 1799 nt
Organism: Camelina sativa (false flax)
Lineage: Eukaryota; Viridiplantae; Streptophyta; Magnoliopsida; Brassicales; Brassicaceae
Product: F-box/FBD/LRR-repeat protein At4g26340
Molecular function (GO): protein binding
Source: RefSeq, a predicted model, not a curated record
GGGAUUUCAGUCUCUCUCACUCUUAAAGUUGAGAACUUUCAGCUUCACCUUCGUCUGGGUUUUGGUAUUUUUGGGAGCUCCUUUGUUAUACUCUUUUGAGAAAUGUAAAGCAACUUUAGAUUUAGGGUUUUUCUGUGAAACGGAGUUUGCGAUUAGAGAAAUAGGGUAAAAUCAACGGAGGUCUAGGACAUUGGUCAAGUCCUGAAUCAUCCCUGUCAUCUUACUCUUCUAGCAUCAGCUUGUCACUCUCCAAUAUUUAGGAAGCACUAAAAGGAACUACGAGUGUAUCUCCGACCAGUUUUAUUCAAUUUGUAGGCUCAAAUCGUAGACUUGUCCUGUGGCCACUAGCUCAUUGUUUCUCAAAUGGACCGUAUCAGUCAACUUCCGGAUGAUUUGCUCUUGCGGAUUUUGUCACGUGUUCCGACAAGAAAUGUUGUGGCCACAAGUCUUUUGUCCCAAAGAUGGCGGUUUCUUUGGAUGUUAGUGCCAAAACUUCGAUUCGACGAUACCAAUCACAAUGGUGGUGACUAUAAGAGCUUCUCUCAGUUUGUUUACAGGUAUUUGUUAUCUAAUAAGGCACCUGUUCUACAACAAUUUCAUCUGAAUCUUGGCGCUGACUGCCCCGCUGUAGACAUUAGACUAUGGAUUGAUAUUGCAGUUAGUCGACGUGUGAUUGAGCUGGGCAUUCAUAUUCGUUCUUCCAAGGCUGUGCCUUUCAGUUUGCCGAGUAGUGUAUACACCUCUGAUACACUGGAGACCUUGAGACUCAUCAAUUUGGUUCUUUCGAAUGCUCCUUCUUCAGUUUGUCUCCCGUCUCUCAAAGUUCUGCAUCUUAAGAUGGUUGACAACGCAUCUCUUUCAAAUCUGUUAUCUGGUUGUCCAAAUCUUGAAGAACUGUUUGUGGAGCGACAUAAGGAAGACUCUGUAAUGGAUGUCACUAUCGCGGUGCCUUCCUUACAACGGUUAUCUAUGGUCGACACAAAUGAUGUUGGUCGUAGUCGAUAUGUGAUAGAUGCCCCUUGUUUGAAGUACCUUAACAUCGUAGAUGAAGCACUUUACAAGUCCCGUCAAAUUGAGAACAUGCCUGAAUUGGUCGAGGCAAAUAUUGAGAUUACUAGAAGAGUUACUCACAAGUUUCUGAGGGCUCUUACUUCUGUCCGACAUCUUUCUCUAUGUUUAUCAAUUUCAAAGGUUAGGUGUCCUUCUGGUAUCAUCUUCAAUCAGCUUGUUCGUCUGAGUUUCUAUACAUUUGCUAAAGGACGUUGGUGGGAUCUUCUUACUUGUAUGCUCCAAGAUUCCCCAAAACUAAGAUUUCUCAAACUCAUUGAUAAACAUGAUUCUGGUCUUUGUGGAAACGAAACCCCAAUUGGUUGGAGGCUGCCGAGUUCUGUCCCCGAGUGUAUUUUAUCUAGUCUCGAGGCAUUUGAGUGGAUUGGGUACAAAGGGAGACGAGGAGAUAUAGAGAUGGCAACAUAUGUCCUAAAGAAUGCUGCUUGUUUGAGGACAGCAACGUUUACUCCAAAAUCUACUGAUGUGGGAAAAAAGUAUCGUAUGCUCAAGAAGUUGGCAUCAGUACCUACAGCUUCAACUUCGUCUCAGCUUCUAUUCGACUGAAUAACAUUUAGUUUUUGGUAGUAUCUCUUUUAUAUUAUGGUUGUAUUUUGCUUAUUGUUAAGACUGGUUUAACACAAAAAGUGCAUGAUGAACCAUGUCAAACCCAGUUUGCUUCUCCUCAGUACCUCAAACUCGAAAGUCUGGAUAUGAACGGUUUAUUUUUUUUCAAGUAAGUAUCUCAAAGA